AUGGCGACGAUUGCUGCUACCUGCGGUCGCAGUCUACCAGCAUUCGUCCUCGUUACAACUCUUCUAUAUAAGAAAGUCGAGAAGCGCAAAGACGAGGUUCUCAGACUCGAUGAUACGGAGAAGAAAUCGAGGAGAGAGAAGAAUGGGAAGAAACCGGAAUUUGAGAAUGGCUAUGAGGAAUCGGUCGGGGCUCAUGUGGCGAAAGAAGGGCCUAAAGAUAUUGGUCGAAUCGGGAUGGAAGAUAAAACGAAAGUUCAAUUUGACCCAAAUAAGUUUGUAAAGGCUACAGAUGAAGAAAAGGAAACGACUGAGACUGGAACUGAAGUUAAGGAGGGAGAUCGGGAGCUGGAAAAUUUGGCGAAAGGAAGCAAUUUGAAAUUUCCGAGAUGUAACGAAGGGGGGAAAGUGGAAGUACCAACGCAAGAAAAAGCCGUGAUAGAGAAAGGAAUUGAAGAGUUGGUAGAAGUUAACGAAGAUAAUGAGCAUUGCCAGGAGGCAGAAAAAACAGAGGCGGAUUUAACUGAGAGAGCAUUAAAAGCCAUGAAGAUGUGCAUGAAUAAUGGAAGUGAGGCAGAUUCUAAUGAGACAGACGCGAAUUAUGCUACAAAACAAACUGAAAAGGCAAAAGGAAAAUCAACAGAGGGAAUAGUGGGAACAGAGAGUGGGCAAGAAGAUGGACGAAUAGAAAAAGCAAUAGAAAUGAUUAAGAUGGGUGAAAAUGCUGAUGAUGAGGAGGACAAGGAAAAUACGGAUGAACUCAACGGUGUGAAAGCCCUUGAUAAGAAGAAGGAAGUGGAGAAUGAAGAAUUCAAAAUAGCUGAGAAAAAAGUUACUAGCACAAUAGAGGUGCCAAUGGAUACCGUUGAGUUGACUGGAAAGGAAGAAGGUAAAGAGAACUUAGAUAAGACAGCUGAAGUGGAAGAGGUAAAGCUAUUUGAGGUGACAGGAGGAGGAGAUGGAGGUUUGGAGGAUAAAGAGUCAAAAGUAAAGCAAAAUGGGGUUGAACCCAAGGAGGUAGUGAUAGACCCCAUCGAGAUCAAUGAAGAAGUAGAAGGCGAAGAGAACUUCAUUGAUAAAGUUGAGGUGGAGAUCAAAUCAGAUGCGACAACAAAGGCGGAACCAAAGGAAAAGCAGUUAGAAGAAAGUGGCAAACAAGAGGUUAGUGUCACUUAUGAAGAAAUGGAAAUUUUUGAGAUGGAUGAAAAUAAGAAGGGUAAAGAAAGCUCAAGCGCGAUAGUCUGGACUGAAGCGGUGCAACCAGUUUGGGAGGAGGGAUUACCAAGGGAGGAAGAAUCGGAAAUGGAGAUGAGGCAUUGCCACGAAGAAGUGGACGUAAAGGAAGAGACAUCUGUUAGUAGGAAGAAGUCAGAAACUAAUAAAGCUGAAUUGAUUGAUAAGGCGCAGCCGCAGGAAAUUGAACCCGGUGAAGAGUUAUUGGUGAAAAUUGAGGUAGGUGAAUUGCCUGAGUUGAAGCUUGAGGAGGAAGAAGUGGAAGUUGACAAAUUUCAGGAGCUGGACGUGGGGAUGCAAUUAAAGAGAGAUGUGGAAAGUCAAAACGAGAUGGGUGAAGAGGAAAGUGUGAAUAAAAGACCAACCAGGCAGCAAGAGUGCAAAAGAGACAAAACGGCGGCAAAGUUUAUUUUACCAGCGGAAGUACAAACUGCGGAGCUCGUUAUGAACACGACGGCAGCGGAGGAGGAGGAGGCAGAGCACAACAGCGAUUUAGUGUGA
This is a messenger RNA of Echinococcus granulosus, 1731 nucleotides long. RefSeq lists its product as hypothetical. The record is from RefSeq and is a predicted model, not a curated record. Bases 1 to 1731 code for a protein of 576 amino acids. Lineage: Eukaryota; Metazoa; Platyhelminthes; Cestoda; Cyclophyllidea; Taeniidae. The transcript is spliced from 3 exons.